AGGAGUUAAAACCAUCGAGUACUGUGUUGCUAGAAAGGUUGGAAAGCGACGGGAAAAGUAGAAGAAAGAAAGUCCAGUUGCCUAUUGAAAAAAAGCACCUUUGGGGACAGCUGAACUUCCUCUUCCGGAUCACUCAUUGGAGGAGAGUGGUGUGCAGAGCGGCUUUUGUGCUCUUCCCAGGGUUGAAGCAGCAGCUGGAAGAUGAACAGGAUGGCAAUAAGAGCACUUGGGACAACUGUAAAUAACAAUCGGUGUUGAAAAGGGAAGAAAAUCAAGCCAGAAAUCAAAAUAUUUUCUAUUUCCUGCAGAAAAACUAUACAAAUCCGCUCCUCCUCCAGCAGCUGUUUGACAAAAGAGCGAAAAUAAAGAAAGAAUAAGCAGAUUAUGCAGAGCUCAAGGAUAAAUUAAAUGAGAGGGGAAAGGAGAUUAUUUAUAAUUCAGCAAAAGUAGGAAACAUCUGGAACUCUGUUGGAAGGAAAAGAUCAAUAGUAAAGCAAUGUAGAAGAGACAGGAAUGCAGGCCUCUCCCUGAGAGGAAGAAGAUGGCUUGAAUGAAAGCACCCUUAAAUAAGACAUUGUCCAUAUUUUUUACCUUCUCAAGAAUAUCAGUGGUGCAAAAGCUUCAUAAAUUUGCCUAUUGUAGGAAAAGCACAGAUUGCAAAUCACAGCUGAUUAUGCACAAGAGGAGACGGCAAGCCAUACAAAUUACCUGAACGUGGCAAAAACUACGUUCACAAAAGAUUCCUUGUUGUUCAUGGAAGCACCUCCACAAAAGAGGGAAGCCACAAAAUGCUCCCAAUGCGGUAAAUGCUUUAGUGAGCAUGGCAACAUGGUGCUACAUCAGAUAACUCACAGGAGGGAGAAAACAUAUGACUGUGCAGAUUGUGUGAAAGUUUCAUUAGAAAUUCCCAGGUCUUGAGACACUAAAGGAGGCACACAAAGGAAUAAAACCAUUUGAAAAUCCUUUCAGUGGGAAAAGGUUCAGUGAGAAUCCCUUCCUGGUGAAGCACCUGAGGACUCCCACAAAAGAGAAACCCUUUGAAUGUCCUGAUUGUGGGGGAAAAAAUUAGUCACAAUUUAGGUCUGGUGAUGAUGCACCAGUAGAUUGACUCCAGGGAGAAACUCUAUGACUAUCUAGAUUGUGGGGAAAACAUCAUUAGAAAUUUCCAUCUCAAGAGACCCCAGAGAACUCGCACAGAAGAAACACCCUUUGAAUGUCCUGAUUAUGGGAAACUCACAAUUCUAGCAUGGUGAUACACCCGAAGACUCACAUACAUUGAAUGCCCUGGUUGUCGGAAAACCUUCAGUUAUGAUUUCAUCUUGGUGAUUCACCAGGGGACUCAUAAUUGAGAAAAACCCAUUCAGUGUCCAGACUGUGGGAGAAGUUUCAAUUGUAAUUUCCGCCUGGUAAUACAUCAGAGGAUUCACUCCAUGGAGAAACCUUGUAAGUGUAGAGAUUGUGGGAAAACUUUCAUUAGUAAUUCCCACCUCUUGAGACAUAAGACCACGCACACAAGAAAGAAACCCUUUGAAUGUCCUGAAUGUGGGGAAAGCUUUAGUGAUAAUUCUAAUCUGGUGAAACACCGGAAGACUCACAAAAGAGAGAAACCCAUUGAACGUCCUUACUGUGGGAAAGGUUUUAAUCUGAGUUCCAGGUUGGUUAGCCACCAAAGGAUUCACACAGGAGAGAAAUCCUUUGAAUGUCCUGAGUGUGGGAAAAGUUUCAGUCGAAAUGCCCACCUGGUGAUACACCAGAGGACUCAUACAGGAGAGAAACCCUUCGAAUGUCCUAUCUGUGGGAAAAGCUUUAGUGAUAAUUCCAGCCUGGUGAAACACCAGAGGAUUCACACAGGAGAGAAACCCUUUGAAUGUCGUGAUUGUGGGAAAUGUUUUAGUCGGAGUUCCAACCUGGUGACACAUCAGAGGACUCACACAGGAGAGAAACCCUUUGAAUGUCGUGAUUGUGGGAAAUGUUUUAGUCGGAGUUCCAUCCUGGUGACACACCAGAGGACUCACACAGGAGAGAAACACUUUGAAUGUCGUGAUUGUGGGAAAUGUUUUAGUCGGAGUUCCAUCCUGGUGACACACCAGAGGACUCACACAGGAGAGAAACCCUUUGAAUGUCGUGAUUGUGGGAAAUGUUUUAGUCAGAGUUCCAUCCUGGUGACACAUCAGAGGACUCACACAGGGGAAAAACCCUUUGAAUGUCCUGAUUGUGGGAAAGAUUUUAGUCAGAGUUCCAUCCUGAUGAAACACCAGUGGACUCACACAGGAGAGAAACCCUUUGAAUGUCGUGAUUGUGGGAAAAGUUUCAGUCGAAAUGCCCACCUGGUGAUACACCAGAGGACUCACACAGGAGAAAAACCCUUUGAAUGUCCUAUCUGUGGGAAAAGCUUUAGUGAUAAUUCCACUCUGGUGACACACCAGAGGACUCACACACGAGAGAAACCCUUUGUAUGUCCUGAUUGUGGGAAACGUUUCAGUCAGAAUUCCAACCUGGUGACACAUCAGAGGACUCACACAGGAGAAAAACCCUUUGAAUGUCCUGAUUGUGGGAAAUGUUUUAGUCAGAAUUCCAUCCUGGUGACACACCAGAGGACUCACACAGGAGAAAAACCCUUUGAAUGUCCUGAUUGUGGGAAAGGUUUUAGUCAGAGUUCUAUUUUGGUGAUACACCAGAGGACUCACACAGGAGAAAAACCCUUUGAAUGUCCUAUCUGUGGGAAAAGCUUUAGUGAUAAUUCCACUCUGGUGAAACACCAGUGGACUCACACAGGAGAGAAACCCUUUGAAUGUCCUGAUUGUGGGAAACGUUUCAGUCAGAAUUCCAACCUGAUGACACAUCAGCGGACUCACACAGGAGAGAAACCCUUUCAAUGUCCUGAUUGUGGGAAAUGUUUUAUUCGGAGUUCCAGCCUGGUGAUGCACCAGAGGACUCACACAGGAGAAAAACCCUUUGAAUGUCCUAUCUGUGGGAAAAGCUUUAGUGCUGAUUCUAAUCUGGUGAGACACAAGAGGACUCACACAGGAGAGAAACCCUUUGAAUGUCCUAUCUGUGGGAAACGUUUUAGUGAUAUUUCCAGGCUGGUGACCCACCAGAGGACUCACACAGGAGAGAAACCUUUUGGAUGUCCUGAUUGAGGGAGAGGUUUUAGUCUGAGUUCCACCCUGGUGAAACACCAAAGGACUCACACCUUGGAUAAAUCUUUGAAAUGUCCAGUUUGCAGACAUUACUUCAAGUAUAAAUCAUCCCUUAUUACACACAAGGUAAUCUAUAUGAAGAAAGGUAGAUGAGUUUAGAGAAUGCUUGAAUUUCAUUUGUGAUCUCCCAUUGAAAAUGUAGGUGAGAAUUGAU
Molecule: messenger RNA, 3354 nt
Organism: Thamnophis elegans (Western terrestrial garter snake)
Lineage: Eukaryota; Metazoa; Chordata; Lepidosauria; Squamata; Natricidae
Product: zinc finger protein OZF-like
Exons: 2
Coding region: 1431-3140 (569 amino acids)
Source: RefSeq, a predicted model, not a curated record